Messenger RNA from Lytechinus pictus (painted urchin), 3515 nucleotides. Its product is annotated as transient receptor potential cation channel subfamily V member 5-like. NCBI's taxonomy places the organism in Eukaryota, Metazoa, Echinodermata, Echinoidea, Temnopleuroida, Toxopneustidae. Gene Ontology annotation, cellular component: plasma membrane. The record is from RefSeq and is a predicted model, not a curated record. The coding region runs from base 588 to 3086 and encodes 832 amino acids. Gene Ontology annotation, biological process: calcium ion import across plasma membrane. The transcript is spliced from 16 exons. Gene Ontology annotation, molecular function: protein binding; calcium channel activity.
GAUAUCUAGAUUUACUACCAAUAAUAAUCAAUAUAUUUCGCUUUCCCUUUUUGCCUUCGUGUUUCAACCACCAAUUUAACUUACGUGAUAUUCCAUUAUGUAAUCACACCUCUUUCUAAUUGAUUGACCUUCUUCGAACGCGGCGCCAUUGAUUACAUAACUUUACUUUCCGCCAACGCAAUUGCGAAAAUACACACACUCUUGUUAGCGAACAACGAUUACUACUUUUUCCCACUCUAUGUAUAUUUGUCGCAUACACGAGAUUCACUGACAAUUGUUAUUUACCUUCGCAACCGUACGUACGUACUGGCAAUCGCCUGCAACAACGACGGCUAAUUUCUUUUGUGGAUUAUUAACUACAUAUGAUUAAAACACCUGUGGCUGAUGGAGACUUAGAUGGGUCAUCCCAAUUCAUCAUCAAUAGUUGACUUGCAGCUUUAAGUCUUAAUGUGCCUUUUGAUGAGACCUGUGUUUGGUCGUUAACACGAUGAAUUUGUGAUGGAAACAAAAGUGGAGAAAAUAUUGCAGUAUGGUGUCAAGCUGAGUAAGGUCUGAAAUACCGUCUGUCCUCGCCCCCACCAAUCAAGAUGCUGCGGCGCAUGAAGAAUGCCAUCGUGAGCAGGUUCCAGGGGACCAGGGUAGAUCCCGACGCAGAAUGGCGGAAGCAGAAUGCAGCUGCGGACGAGAACGAGAUGUACCAGUUGAUGUAUUUCAAUGAGAGAGGCAAGUUGGUUGAGGAGUACAGACAUGUUCUAGCCGGCCACAAAACUUUGGAGGAUUUUAGGUGUUACAUCAGAGAGAAUGUCGGCAAGAUGCUGUAUAACGAGGGCAAGGGGAAGACAAUCACUCAGCUUGAGUACGCAAGGUACAAGCUCAUCACGUUUGAUGGUAAAAAGCCUGAGACACCAGACAACGAGCUGAUGAGCAUCUUUGAAGAUGGUCAGGUCUCAGCGAUUAAUAAGUUCAAAGAGCAUGAGGCUUGCUUUGAUCUUAAUAAACGUGGAGCGAUCGGAGAGACCAUCCUGCACAUGUGUUUCCUCAACGAUACUCGGAUGCAUCGGGAGAUUGCUUCACAUUUGCUUUUUGUCUACCCCAAACUUGCUCUUGAUGUCUACGAAGGCAGCGAUUUCUUCGGUGAGAGUGCAUUACACAUGGCCAUUGUCAACAAAGAUUUCAGAUCGGUACAGCUCCUUGUCGGUCGAUACAAGGCUCGUCUGAACCAGAGGGCAACAGGACGCUUCUUCCGCCCGGACGACCUCAAGGAACGCAAGUACGCCGGCCACAAGAAGUCCUUCUAUGAGGGCACAGCCUACCUGGGGGAGUACCCUCUUGCAUUUUGCGCCAGUACGGGUGCCAUGGAGAUGUAUGAUUACUUCAUCAAUCAAUCUCUGAGGAGAAAGCCGGGAGAAGGAAGAUGUCAUCCAAAUGCUCAGGACUCGUUCGGGAACACUGUCGUCCAUAUGGCCAUCAUUCACAAUCAGACGCUCUUAUUCUACCAUGCCAUACACCAUAACAAGAUGCCUGCUUCCUAUACCAUACCCAACGAAGCUGGUCUCACCGCACUGCAGCUCUCCUUCCAGCUGGGUCGGAAUGAACUCUUCUCCGCUCUCCUUGAACUUAGCAGUGAAACGCAGUGGACCUACGGCAAGAUUGCCUAUGUUGCCUAUCCUCUGUCCAUCCUUGAUUCCAUUGAUGAAAAGGGAAAUCUCAAUAGCUCGGCAGCCCUGAGUGUGAUAGUUCAGUACGAUACCAUCAAUCAUCUCAGAAUGUUAGAAGGACAGGUGAUUGAUGAACUGCUCAAGGUCAAGUGGAAUAUGUAUGUCAAGCAUCAGUUUGCCUUCAAGCUAUUCUGGGCAUUGAUCCAUCUCACCUGGCUCUUCAUCGCUGUCCAGCUCCGUCCAGCAGUAGGUCUUCUGGAAGGAAGGGAUUCCGUCUCUAAGUUCCGUUAUGCGUCUGAAGUAUGUGUGAUCGUCGGGUGUGUUGCAAAGACUGCUACAGAACUAACAGAGAUUAGAGCGAGAGGAUCGGUCACCGAGUACUUGAAAAGCUUGGCCGAUUUUCCGACCAAAGCUCUUUUUAUGAUAGCCGUCGUCCUUCUCUUUAUCUGCAUCCCUCUCCGUUUCAUGGGUCUGGAGUGGUAUGAAAAUGUCCUCAUCAUGUUCAUUGUGCCUCUAUCGUGGAGCUACCUCUUGUUCUUCUUCAGGGGUCACCCAAGCCUUGGUCCAAUGGUGGUAGUCUUCUUCAAGAUGUUGAAAGGAGACUUGUUGAGAUUCUCUCUUAUAUAUUUCAUUCUUCUCAUUGUGUUUGCUCAAGCUUUCUUUUUCCUCUUCAAGGACAGUGGUGCAAUGACCUCAUCUUUCAAGACCAUUCCAGAAACUUUUAUUUCAACAUUCAUCAUGACAAAUGGGGAAUUUAAUUGGCGUGAGCUCUAUGAAUGCCGCAUGCCGUGGCUGGCCAUCAUCAUGUUCGUCGUCUUCAUGUGGUUCAUCUCCGUUCUCAUGCUCAACAUGGUCAUCGCUAUGAUGGCCCGUACGUUUGACAUCAUCAAGGAAAGAUCCCGGAUGGAAUGGAAGAGACAGUGGGCCAUGAUUGUUUUGAACGUGGAAAGGUCUGUGUUGAGACCAAAGUUAGCCAAAGUACGAAAAGCUUACUCAUUUCCUCUUAAAAUCAAACACCGGGUCGGUAUCAUGGACAGUGCUCAGCCCGAAACAAGUGACAAUCACAGCCGCCCCUCUCUACUACGGAAAAGUACAAUACAAGAUGUCAAAGUCAAAAAGUUCAAGCGGGGAACUAGGCUAGUACACAUGAACAGUGUAGCACAGAGUGUGGUCAUGAAGGAAGUUGAUGCUUUCACGAUAACAAAAGUACUUCCACAUAGCAAGGCUGAAACGAGAAGAAAAGCUAAGAAGAGGUGGAAGAACCUCAUAAGGAAUGUGAUAGUUCAGCAAAGGUUUGGUGUUCACGGGAGUCCAGGUAGAGCUUUCAUGCCGACCAGAAUCAAUCAUAAAAAUCCAGAGGUUCCUACCAUCAGCCGCGGAAUAAAAUUGCCUCCGAUCGGGGAGCACGCGCCCUCGCAACUCUUAUGAUAACAAAUGGAGACAGUAAUGUAAACUGACAGAGACAGUAGUCCUAUAGAUGCCAAGUGCAUCAGAUGGAGGGAUGUCAAGUCAAUGUGUAUGUGCAAGUGAGCUGAACAAGUUAGAUUUGUUUGUCUUUGGACGCAGACUUAAGCCAGCGGAAACUAACGUUUUCGCUUUCUGCCUUGGAUAGAUGGCACCACAAAGUAUUUGGAUUACCCAUGAUAGCUGCCAGAGGAUCACAACUUCAGGGAUGCCAUCGAGGCCUGCCUGGAGACCACUUUUUGCCUGCCAUGAUGGCAUCGGCCUCGUGACUCGGAAGUUCCAGCCUUGACUGCAUUCCAGAAUCCAUUUGACUCCUCGACUGAGCUCAAACCUCAUGAGUGGACAGGAAAGAGGUUUGCAAAACCACAGAGAGAGGUGGAGGACAGAAUCUUC